This is a messenger RNA of Micromonas pusilla CCMP1545, 2410 nucleotides long. RefSeq lists its product as uncharacterized. The transcript has 2 exons. Gene Ontology annotation, molecular function: metal ion binding; RNA binding. The record is from RefSeq and is a predicted model, not a curated record. The coding region runs from base 25 to 612 and encodes 195 amino acids. NCBI's taxonomy places the organism in Eukaryota, Viridiplantae, Chlorophyta, Mamiellophyceae, Mamiellales, Mamiellaceae.
CGCGUCGCAAGUUGUUCUCACACAAUGGAAGACCUCGAAUUUCAGUUCGACUUUGAAAAUGAUUUGAAUGCUGACCUGGAACAACCAGAAGAGGCGCCGCAAUCAAUGCCUGAGAACGCCCGAAAAAAUUAUCGCCAGACCGUAUGCCGUCACUGGCUUCGUGGAUUGUGCAUGAAAGGCAACCACUGUGGUUUCUUGCACCAAUUUGAUAAGCAACGAAUGCCUACUUGUCGUUUUUUUGCCAAAUACAGCGAAUGCAAGGAACCAGAUUGCCCCUUUAAGCAUUCUCUAGAGGAUGUUAAAGACUGCAACAUGUUUAAACUCGGUUUUUGCAUCCAUGGACCGAACUGUAGAUAUCGGCAUCCCCGAAGUUCUAGUGAACACCCUUCGAUAAGUGAUUCGGCUUUGAUUGGUCGCCCUGGCCAUCUGCAUGGUGCUCCCUCACACCUGCAGCGGCACCACUUGGACUUAACUAAGCAGAAAAGUGAACAACGCACAUGCAGACUAGUUGGAGGAGGAGCGCCUCCGCUCCCGCCUGGUCCACCGCCUUCAGAUGUAAGAGUUGUACAACAUCUCUCCAAGCUGCCAGCGUCGCAUAAGUCCACAUCAUAACAUUUACUAGUCUAUGUAACGCGUUGUAUCUUGAGAUACACAAGUUCACACUCUUCAAUGAGCCCAUAUUGUGCACUGCUUCGACAAGAUGCAUUAUCUGCAUUUAGUUAUUGGUGUAUGUAUUUGUAUUUGUCUACUCAUUCCGUCCACGCGAGAUCUGGCGUUCUCCAAACCGCGGUGCUAAACUCUGGGAAGAACGCUUUUGUGAAGUUCCUCACGCCGCGGUGAGGACACUGUAAUUCUAUGAAACAAGAUUGGGACGAUCUGGGGUCGCACUACGGCAGUACUCACGACAGUGUUCUCAUCGUCGACGUAGACUGCACUGCAGGCGGUCAAGGGACAUGCCAGAAGAUGGGCGUGCAGGGCUACCCGACGAUCAAGUAUUUCAUGGCAAGGCAGACUUUCCUGACUUCACUCUCCCUUCAAACCUAUCAUCGAUACCUCUUCAGUACUGUCACCAAUAUCUCUCCCCUCCCCCUCCAAUCCCCUCUGAAAAAGAAACAAUUACUGCAUUCCUGCAUAUCUGGUUCGAUCGUAUACUGGUGGUCUUACUGUCUAUGAUUCGGUUACACGUAGAGACAAGUAAGGAAAAAUUUACCAGAAAUACAAAUAUCGUAUUCUGUACCUCCAUACAAGUUACUUUCGUAGUAUUUGUUUAAAAGUACGAUGUUGUGCAGUCUACACCUUGAAACCUUGAUUGCUAUAGGCUUUAGGUUAAGAAUUAAAUUGAGAAUACACUACUAAGGCUAUCUUCGAAGGCAGACGCAUGUAGAAGAUGGUAAUUUUUUACUAGCGCUUCGCCAAGUUUAUGAUGCCUCUGAACUCUGAAACAUUUUCGUCCUGCUGUACGCAUGGCCCAGAGAACAUAAAAUUGUUCAGAUUAAGUAAACUGUACUUUCGAAACUACUCCUAUCUAAUAAUUCGAUCAAGCGAAGGAUCCAGAUGAAGACGCGUGCCUGUCAUAGACUACUGCACAGCUUAAUAUCGAUUAUCGAAGGCUGGUGAGAAUGGUGAGUCGUAAACACCGAGGCAAACUUCUGUUGAAGCAAGAUGCACACUGGAGUCAACCAUGCGAGAAGAAGUCUAAAGCCAAAAAGGAAUUAUGAUAAGAAAGGCUCCUGCAAAUUGAAAUAAAAACACCUACUUCUCUUCGAAGUUGGCAGCCCAUUAUGUUAUCAUAACGGUUGUACAUACGUUGCCGAAAAUCUUGAUCGAGAACAAAAACAGACUGUAGAUAAAACUUUCGACUGAAGAAAUCGUGGAUUCGACGUCUGCUCGAACUUCCCCUCCAGCAUUUCUGUAUCUCCGUUGCAGCUCGAUGAAAGUGCUUCAGCCUUUCAACGUAAGCUAACUGCGCUGCACAUGCAACAGAGUUACACAUCAUUUAAGCGAAAUCGUGGAGUGUUUCGUGUAAAACAAAGCAUAGUCAACAAAAAAGACAGCUUGCCUCUAAGGAGAAGCUGUGCGCUCGCUUUCUGCCACAGAAGCCGCGAAAACAUGUUUGUAUACGAAGACUUGCAAUCUUUAACCUCUUAAAUUGUUGUCGUAUCGAGUAGGAGCGCCACUGACUCUGAAUGCGAGCAAUUGCUCGCACUUCUUGAGUGUUCAAUGUUGCUGCUUCUCUGAACUCGAGUUUGUCAGUACAGAAACAGGCAAAGCAGAGAAAAACACCUUGAAGUUAAUUACCUUGAAAAGAUAAAAUGUUCGACACAAACUGUUUCAAGGGCACUCCUCAGCUUUCUUUCGCUUGACAUCUCCGAAAGUUGAACCAAGCAGCAAGAAAAGUCCAGUGUAAACC